This is a messenger RNA of Helicoverpa zea (corn earworm), 1124 nucleotides long. Its product is annotated as vacuolar protein sorting-associated protein 26C. The record is from RefSeq and is a predicted model, not a curated record. The transcript is spliced from 7 exons. NCBI's taxonomy places the organism in Eukaryota, Metazoa, Arthropoda, Insecta, Lepidoptera, Noctuidae. Gene Ontology annotation, biological process: intracellular protein transport. Gene Ontology annotation, cellular component: endosome. The coding region runs from base 135 to 1052 and encodes 305 amino acids.
UACGAUACAUUAUCGGAAUUAUUAUAACUUUUAUAAACUGAUGUUUAUUUAUAGUCCGUCUCUUGUCUUGAGACCACUUGAGACACUUAAGUAUAACAAAAUAAACUCUGUAUUAUAUUUAGGAGAAAAUUGCAAUGUCUGCCAUUUCAACCGCAAUUGUGCUUAAAAGAGCCAGCAAAGUGUAUCAUGAGGGCGAAAUAAUUGCGGGAGUAGUGGUGGUGGAGAGCAACUCUGAUGUCAGACACGAAGGACUCUCCCUCACCAUGGAGGGCUCCGUCAACCUGCAGCUCAGUACUAAGAAUGUUGGCAUCUUCGAGGCAUUCUCAAACAGUAUCAAGCCAAUAAACUUAAUAAACACAUGCAUUGAACUGGCUCCUCCGGGCAAGAUCCCUGUGGGUAUCACCGAGAUACCCUUUGAGAUGCCCCUCCGAGCCCGGCAGGCAGUCUCCCCGGGAUACCCUGGCCUAUUGGAAACUUAUCAUGGAGUGUUUGUUAAUAUCAUGUACACUCUCAAGUGUAGCAUGAAGAGAUCAUUCCUCAAUAAGCCUGUCAAUGCCAGUUGUCAGUUCUUUGUACAGUACAGACAGCAGGAGGCGGGCCCGGUGAAGCCGGUGCGCUGCGAGAUCACGCCCGCCAGCAUCCGCGCGGCCGGCGCCGGCAGCCGCGCCGCCAUGCCGCACUUCCAGAUAUACGCCGAGAUCGACUCCACCGUCUGCGCGCUCGACAAGCCGCUCACUGGGAAGAUCCGCGUGGACGAGUGCUCGGUGCCCAUCCGCUCCAUCGAGCUGCAGCUGGUGCGCGUGGAGACCUGCGGCUGUGCCGAGGGGUACUCCAAGGACGCGACGGAGAUCCAGAACAUCCAGGUGGGCGAGGGCGACGUGUGCCGCGCGCGCGACGUGCCGCUGCACAUGGUGCUGCCGCGGCUCUUCACCUGCCCCACCACCACCACCGUCAACUUCAAGAUAGAGUUCGAACUCAACAUCGCGGUUAUAUUCGAUGACGAUUAUUUAGUUACUGAAAAUUUUCCAAUACUGCUCCUGAGGAGUAGAUAGUUCUGUAGAUUUAAGAUAAAUAUUAUUAAUUAAUCUAUUCUAUUUAUAUUACAAAUAAAGAUAUACGUAUUA